AAAAAGAUCUAAAAUAUAUUAAAGGUAUGGUAAAUAUAUUAUCUUGGUAUGCAAAUAUGUGUGCCAUGAUUAUUUUGCCUAGGCAUUCAAGGUUUUGUUUCCAUGACUACAAUUCACUUGUUUUUGAUUCAAUAUCAAUUUAUCAAAAAAUUAUUUUUAAAAUGUCUGUGAAUAAUAAAGUUGAUGUUAACACAAAACUGAAUGCAAAUGACUUGUUAGAUUUGAACAAAACUUUGCAAAAUAAUGUGGACCAAGAUAAAAUAUAUUGGCUGAGAAAUGAUGCCAAGAUGAGAGCUGUUUACAGCUCCCAAAACUAUGAUGAAUUUAGAGAUAUAGUUGACGCUGCUCAUUUAACACCACUUGAUAAAAAGAAAGAUAAGAUUAAUGCAGGAAAUGCAAAAACAGUCUGGAAUAAAUAUGCUUCCAAAGAUGAAGAUGAAUAA
This is a messenger RNA of Ctenocephalides felis (cat flea), 443 nucleotides long. RefSeq names its product coiled-coil domain-containing protein 103. Gene Ontology annotation, cellular component: outer dynein arm. Gene Ontology annotation, biological process: determination of left/right symmetry; epithelial cilium movement involved in extracellular fluid movement; inner dynein arm assembly. The transcript has 2 exons. The record is from RefSeq and is a predicted model, not a curated record. Lineage: Eukaryota; Metazoa; Arthropoda; Insecta; Siphonaptera; Pulicidae. Bases 27 to 443 code for a protein of 138 amino acids.